This is a messenger RNA of Closterium sp. Naga37s-1, 4494 nucleotides long. Lineage: Eukaryota; Viridiplantae; Streptophyta; Zygnematophyceae; Desmidiales; Closteriaceae. The record is from the annotation of a GenBank genome assembly.
AUGGUUCGUAUUACGGAGUGCGACGCUGGUGACCCAGCAGCAUCUGACCGCGUGAUUGAUCAGUAUGGCCGAUGGGUAUCGGACGGUGACGAGGACGACGAUGACGAGGAGGAGGAGGAGAUGGAGGAGGAGGCGAGGCGAAUCGCGAGGCGAGAGUACAUGGAAGCCGCGGCGGCAGGGGCAGCGAGAGCGGCGGCGGCGGGAGCGAAGGGAGAGGAUGAUGAUGAUGAAGAUAAGGAUGAGGAGGACGAGGAGGAUGAGGAGGGUUGGAGUGAUAUAGGAGGGGACGAGGAUCGGAUGAGCGGAAGGGGCGGUGGCGCAAGAGGGGGGAGCGGAGGAGGGGAGUUGAAUUUGCGCGCGACGAUGGGGGCGGCGGAAGAGGCGCAAGAUAUGGCGCGAUGGGUGGGCACGGACGAUACACUCGAUAUGGAGGAGGAGGAAGACGAUUACGACCGUUUCGCCGAGGGCGUGGGGCUCGGGAGAUUAGGCGGUGGCGGCGGAGGAGGAGGGGAGGAUGCUGACCUGGAGCGCGAGGUUUCUGACGAGGAACCGGAUGAGGAUGACGUGGCGACGGCCGGUGGCACGAGGCGGGGGAGAGGGGACGUGGAGAGUGCAGCGCGGAGGCUGGAGGAGGACUGGCGGCAGGCGCAGGGGUCUGGCGCUGCUGCCGUGGCUGGCGCUGCGGGCCUGCUGGAACCCUCCUGGGCCUCCUCGCAUGCACUCGGAGGAACGCAGAUUGGGCCACCCGGGAAAGGAGCAGUGGCUGGAACAGGGGCACGGGCAGAAGCAGAUGCAGGAGCAGGAGGAGCAGGGGUUUUAUCUGAGGGAGUAGCAAAGAAGGACGGCAAGGGCGGAGCAGCAGGUGGAGAAGGCGAUGAGCUGGGCGCGGGACCCACACCAGGAAUCUCACCUGAACAGGCAGCGCAGGGAGCAGCAGGUGAAGCAGGAGCAGCAGGGGCAGCAGCAGGGGCGGCAGGGGCAGCAGCAGGGGCAGCAGCAGGGGCGGCAGGGGCAGCAGCAGGGGCAGCAGCAGGGGCAGCAGCAGGGGCGGCAGGGGCAGCAGCAGGGGCAGCAGCAGGGGCAGCAGCAGGAGCGGCAGGGGCCGCAGCAGGGGCAGCAGCAGGGGCAGGGGGAUGGCGUGGAAGGCAAAGCUGGAACGAGGCGUUCGAUGAGCUCUUUAAGGCUGGCACCACGGCAGGUGCUGGUGCUGCUGCUGGUGGUGGUGGUGGUGGUGCGAGUAAGGAGAGUGGCAGCGCUGGGACUGGUGCUGCUGUUGGUGUUGUGAGUGAUUUCCGCCUGGGGGAGGGGGGUUGGGGUUCAGGGCUUUGGAGCAGGGGGGCGGGGAGGAAGGCGGGGCAGGCGGGGCUGGCGGAGAGUGUUGAGGGAGAAGGGGAAGGGGAGAGUUGUGGUGAAGGGAGGAGAGAGGAGAGGGGGGGAAAUGGUGGUGGAGGGGAGGGUAUGGGGAAGGAGGAGAAGGACGGGAUGGGAUGCUGGGAGAAGGAUUUGGAAGAUAUUGGGGAGAUGGAUGACGAUGGGGAGAAGAGUGGUGGGGAGGAGGGGGCACGUGGAGGAGUGGUUGAGAGGGAUGUUGAUAUGCGCGAGGAGGAGGUGGGUGCAGGUGUUGCCACUGCUGCUGCUCCUGCUGCCCCUGUUCCUGCUGCUCCUGCUUCUGUUUCUGCUGCUGCCACUGGUCCUGCUUCUGAGGGGGAAAGUGGCCUAGCUUCUAAGAUGGUGAUUGCUAGUGCCGAUACUGCAAUCGCGGAUACUGGUGGAAAGGAAGCAGGUGGUAUAGAGCAGGCGGGACGAUCGGACGAAGGGGAGAAGAGCGAGGGGAGGAGGCCUGAAGGAGAGCUGAGUCUAGCCGGGGCUGUAGAGGUUACUGUGACAGGAGAAGGAGAAGGGGAAGGGGAAGGGGAAAGGGAAGGGGAAAGGGAAGGGGAAGGGGUGGGAGUUGGUGCAGGAAAGCAAGGUAAAAGAGAAGGCCAAUAUGCCAGGAAGGAGUGGGGUGAUGCAGACAUGCCGGGGCAUGGCGUGGGCGUGGUUCCUGUAGAGAUGAUUGGGGUGGAUGGGAGCGAGCAAGAGGAGCUAGGGAUGGGAGUGGAGGCAGGAGAGAAAGGAGAGGGCGUGGAAGUGGAAGUAAGGGAGAAGCGUGAGGAAGGGAAGGAGAAGGGGAGUUCUCUUGCUGCUGCUGCUUCUGCUGCCGGUGGUGCGAAUGCUACUGCGCUUGUUGCUGCUGCUGCUGCUGCUGCUGCUUCGACUUGUGGUGUUGCUGCUACGGCUGUCACUGGCAGUGCUGCUGCCGCUGCUGCUGCUGCUGCUGCUGCUGCUGCUGCUGCUGCUGCUGCUGCUGCUGCUGCUGCUGCUGCUGCUGCUGCUGCUGCUGCUGCUGCUGCUGCUGCUGCUGCUGCUGCUGCUGCUGCUGCUGCUGCUGCUGCUGCUGCUGCUGCUGCUGCUGCUGCUGUUACAGCUGCGGAGUGUGCGUCUGAGUCCAAAUCUCCCCUCAGUACCAGCAGGAGCGGCACAGCAUUGAAGGGAAUAUUGAAGCUGGGGAAGCGGUCAAGGGCGGACACAGAUAGUAAAGAGGAUAGGGCAAGGCAAGGAGGGGACGUUGGAACCACAGCAGCUAUAGCGGCAGCAGCAGCAGGAGGAGGAGCAGCAGGUGUAGGAGAAUUGAAGGGCGACGGUAGCACGAGGGAAAGUGGCUUGGAUGGGCCGGGGGAGGGGCGGAGGCAGAGGCAGCGCAGGGUGAGGUUCGCCCAAGGAGUGCUGGGCGGGGAGGAAGAAGAGGAGGGGGUAAUAAAGCCUAUGGGGGGCUUAUUUCGCAUGGGAUGGCAGGGGCAGGGGCGGGGGGGAGUGAGUGGUGGCAUGGGUCCCGGGCAUGGAGGGAAGGGAGUGAAGGACGAUGGAGGUGCGUGGGGAGGAGGAGGGGGAUGGGGAGGUGGGGGGGCGUGGGCGGGGGGGAAGAGACGGCAGAAGAUGGGAGUAGGGCAGAGGCUAAUGGGGUUGAUAUGUGGGCAGAUGAGCCGGGCUAAUGUCAGUGGUACGCAAGGCAAGGGGAUAGCUGCUGCCGGUGGGGAUGGUACAGGAACAGGAGGGAGUGGAAGGAUUGAUGGUUCAAAUUUUACAGAUGCUGCAGUUGCUUCAAAUGCCACCGCUCCUUCAGUUGCGUCAAAUGCUACAGAUGCCGUGGGGGGAGUUGAUGAAAGUAGCAAGGGCGCAGUGGGCGUGCAGGAAGGUGCUUUAGUGGACGAGGGUGCAAGAGGGAAGCAGCAGGCGGAAACAGACAAGGGGCUAGGCGGGACUGGCGGUGGCGAUGCACGGAGGGAGGCGGGUAAGACGCUGCGUGGGAGUGGUGGAGAGGGGUUGGAAGCGAUGACUGAUGGUAUGUGUGAGGCAGGGAGCAGCAGUGCGGGUGGAGAAGCAGAGCAGGGGAUGAGUGAGGGGAGCAGUGGUUGGGGAGGGAGGGGGAGUGGAGGAGGGGGGAGAGGAAGAAAGGGGAGUGAUAGCCGUGUGCCAGAUCACGUGCGCAAUCCACACAAAUACACGGCUUAUGAGGUGGACUGGUGGGCUGGGGGGUGGGGAGAAGGGGGCCCCGCAGGUGAGCGCGGGGGAGGGGCCAGUGCUGGGGGAGAAGGGGACAUUAGUGGGGAUGGGGGGAUUGGGGAGAAUGGGGAGAUGGGGGAGAUGGGGGAGUAUAGAGCAGCGCUGCAGCAGGCUAUGGCUGUGAGGCACGUGCGAACAGGCAGGCUGGGGGACUCUGAUGCGGGGAGCGGGGCAUAUGUGAGUGGGGAGAGUGACGCGGGUGGAAAGGCAGCAGCAGGAGCAGGAGAAGGAACAGGAGCAGGAGUUGGAGCAGGGGCAGGAGUGGGAUUGGGAGCGGUGGAAGAAGGUGGGUUGCCGAAGCGAGUUGUGUUUGUGAGGCGCACGGAGAGACAGGCCGGUGCAGGCAGGAAGAAAGGGCACGACAAGAACGACGACAUGCAAGUGGAUGGCGCUGCUGCUGCUGCCGCUGCUCCUGUUGCUGCUGCUUCUGCUGCUGUUGCUCUUGCUGCUCCUGCUGCUGCUGGCAGUGGCGAUAGUACUGGUGCUGGUGGGGUUAGGGGAGCAGGCCCUGUUGGCAUAGCAGCAUCUGGCAUGCUGGACGAUGCUGAUGCCUCUUCCAUGCUUGAUGCGGAUGUUUCUCCUGCUGCUGCUGUGGCCGCUCCUGCUGCUCCUCCUCCUCCUCCUGCUGCUGCUGCUGCUGCUGCUGCUGCUUCUGGAAACCUAUCCAUCGCUGUUUCUGCUACUGCGGGUAGUACGGACACCCCUGGUGCUGCUGAUGCUUUCCAGGAUGUGUCUGCUAGUCUUGCAGCCUCGGGGGAUAAAGAGGGGCAUGGGGCACGACCAGCUAAGGGAUGUUUCAGGACGGGCGGAGGAAAGUCGGGCAGGAAGAAUUUUCGCAGAGGAAGGGAAGCAGCGGAGGAAGAGGCUGAAGGAAUGCAGGAUGAGAGUUGA